AUGAAUAAGGAAAUGUGUAAAGAGUUCAAGAGUGUAAGGGAAUGGAUUUCCGAUGAAUUGAAAGAUAAAGAAAGCUAUGAAAUUAAAGAUGAUAAAUUUUUAAAUGAUUAUUGUGAUAAUAAGCGAUGUGAAAAUGAUUUCGAUUUAAUAAGUGCUGGAUGCUUAUAUUUGUUGGAUCAAUUCUAUAGCGAUUCUGGUGUGUUACCCUCUCCUUCAAAAAGUAACCCCUAUAUUGUUGAUUACAUUUUGAUAUGGUUAAGUUAUAUGUUAAACCUAAAGAAAAGUGAAGAAAACAUUAUAGAUACUUUUUAUAAUAAUUACAUAAAUACUUGUGGUAAGUAUAAGACGGAAAAAAGUGAAUUUAAUUAUCAUGAUCAUGAUAAUUAUAAGGGUCUUAUAGAUAAAAGAAAGGAAUUUUUGUAUAUGGAUCGUAAUAUUGUAACUAAAUUUUAUGAAGCAUUUAAAUCAUUAUGUAACCUGUAUAAUGAACUUGAUUAUGAAAAAAAAAAUUGCGAGAAUUAUUUGGAUGAUAAUAAUGAAUUUUUUAAUAAAUAUGAAGAGCUUAAGAAAAAUACUAGUAUUGCUGAUAGAAGUCCAUAUAAAGAAAUAUUGUUUACUUUAUCAACUGAUUAUGAUGAUUUUAAAAAGGAAUGUAACAGUAUUUUAUCCUAUCUAUCGGCAAAAACAAAAGAAAAACCUGGACAAACUCUUUUAGAUAGUUCUGGACAAUAUGUAGAUAGUUUAGGACAAGGUGUAGAUAGUUUUGAACAAUAUGUAGAUAAUCCUGAUAUUACAUCAUCAAGUUCAUCGAUAGUAAGCAAAUUAAUUCCAGUUUUAUUGAUAUUUGGUGCAAUAGCAAUUUUUUUGGGAAUUUCUUAUAAGUAUUCAUUAUUUGGAUUUCGGAAACGAUUUCAAAAACAAAAAUUAAGAGAAAAGCUAAAAAAAUAA
Messenger RNA from Plasmodium yoelii, 948 nucleotides. RefSeq names its product PIR protein. The transcript is spliced from 3 exons. Bases 1 to 948 code for a protein of 315 amino acids. The record is from RefSeq and is a predicted model, not a curated record. Lineage: Eukaryota; Apicomplexa; Aconoidasida; Haemosporida; Plasmodiidae.